Molecule: messenger RNA, 1479 nt
Organism: Symsagittifera roscoffensis
Lineage: Eukaryota; Metazoa; Xenacoelomorpha; Acoela; Convolutidae
Product: dynein regulatory complex protein 10-like
Exons: 3
Coding region: 2-1249 (415 amino acids)
Molecular function (GO): protein binding
Source: RefSeq, a predicted model, not a curated record
UAUGGCAUUUAAAGCUGGUAAAGGAGGAAAUAAGUCCACAAAUGCGGACCAAACUGGCGGUAAAUCCCAGCUACAACUCGAAACCCAACGGAUGCUGGACACUUCUAAGAAGAAGUUGACGCUAAUUGAACAGCAAAGAAUUAUGUCUGUUAUGGAAGAUACUUGUGUGCGAAUGGAACUGGUCUCUCUUUUUCCAUUUAUUCUGGAUAAUUUGGACAGAUUUUCCGUUGCUUUUGGGCAAGAUUUGUGCGAACAGUUGGCUGUUCAUUCGCAAUUGAAUGAUCAGUUGAUUCAUAAUCUAACAGACGGAGCUCAGGAAUCAACAGACGCCGAGGCACUUCAGAGAAGUUCGGAUCUUCUGCAGCUGAAUUUGCAUCACUCGACCAAAACUCUGUUGAGACUGUUCGCUGCAAAUCCGGCGGCUGUGAAGGUGGUGCGCAAUGAGUUUCAGAAAAACACGCCUGAAGAGACGAAGGCAUUCAUCUCCAUGGUGAAAGAAGGCAAGUCUCUCUUGCUUCAGAGAUUGCUCUCUACCCCAUUCGAGGAGAAACAGAGACAAGACUACUUUACGGAGAUGAGCGAUAGGUGUCGUAAAAACGAGACAGCUAUCAAGCAGUUGAAGAGGGAGCUGGAGGAGGCGACAGUGGACAAGGAGGAGGAGGUUAGCAAGAGGAAUGAGGUCAUCCGUAAACUCAAACUGGACAUUCACAGCAUCGAGAAGAGCGCCGAUGACCACAUCAACAGAACAAAGGUGGACUCGGAGAAACAGCAACAGGCUGAUGAGAAGAACGCAGAGACUAAGAAAGAUAAACUGAAGUUAGAGUUGAAUCAGCUGAAGCAGCAGCUGGCCAAUAUAACAGCGGAGCAUCGCAAGUCGGAACAGAUUCUGAGGGGGAAGAAGUUCCAGACCGAGACCGAAGUUGAAAGCUGGAUCACCCAAUACGAUCAGCACAUGGGCGAGAAGCAACAGGAAUUCGAGGAGAUAGACGCACAGUAUACACAAGAGAAGCAAGAAUUGAAUAUUCUGCAAGAAAAGUUUGCGACUCUUCAGCAAGAGUAUGACACAAUCAUGGAGGAGCGAAGGCUGAGUAAAGAACAGAAAGAACAAGAAGAAAAGAAUGUUCGCACAGCAGCCAAAGCGGCUCUUGCUAUCCAACGGUUCUGGCGAGCGUAUAAGGCCAAAAAAGCACUGAAGAAAAAGGGAGGCAAAAAAGGCAAGAAGUCAGGCGGAAAAAGUGGGAAAAAGUAAACGGCGAGAAGAUAAAACCCUCAUAUUCGCUCGCUUUCUAAUCGUUUGGUCAAAUCACUCGCCAUUAAAUUGUAGAUAGUCCCAUUCAUGUACAUAGUUAGUUGCAAGUAGCCAAAAUGAUUCUUAACAUCUAUUCCAAACUACAUACAGUGUCCAUGUAUAAAUGUAUAAUGAAUUGUACAAAAUCGUGCCAUAAAAUUAUUUUUGAUCUAAAUUUACGCGAGAAUCCA